Molecule: messenger RNA, 1023 nt
Organism: Priapulus caudatus
Lineage: Eukaryota; Metazoa; Priapulida; Priapulimorpha; Priapulimorphida; Priapulidae
Product: discoidin domain-containing receptor 2-like
Exons: 6
Coding region: 250-1023 (257 amino acids)
Biological process (GO): protein phosphorylation
Molecular function (GO): ATP binding; protein tyrosine kinase activity
Source: RefSeq, a predicted model, not a curated record
CGACGAUCCCACACAGACAGAUGGGCGUUAAUCUAUACGUCAACUACUCGGCCGCACGCUGCCCGCCAGGGGGCGAGACAUUCGCCGAGACGUUUAGGAAGCACGGAGCGCCGACGCAGGAGGCGCCACAGGCGUUCCUCGGUGCGGAGAAGCCAGGUCCUCCGCACAACAUGCUGAGUCCUCACCACGGGCCUGACUACGCGCUGGUGAUGCCGCAGCAGCCUUCCACACCUACCGCGGUUGACGACGAUGGCGCCCGCACUGCCGCCGCGCUAUCCCAACCCGCGCAUACGUCACAUGAAACCCAGCGAGGCGCUGUCGCUGCACUACGCUGAGACGGAGCUCUUCCGAGUGCAGAAGAUACAGAGCGCUAGCGGCAGCAACAUAUAUGCGGCACCGCCCGACCUUCUGGCGUCAAGAAACAGCCGAGUGACGGAGUUUCCGAUUGAGGAUCUCGCUUUUUUAGAGAAGCUUGGAGAAGGACAGUUCGGAGAGGUGCACGUCUGCGAGACGGCGGCCAUGUCUGAUCUUGAUUAUUCGCCAGGCCAUACCAGCGACAACGGUAAAUCCCUCGUUGUCAUCAAGAUACUGGGGAGCGACGCCACGCAGGAUGUCCGGCAGGACUUUCUGAAGGAGGCGCGCAUUCUGUCGCGCUUGAAAGACGCGAACAUCGUGCGCGUGCUGGGCGUCUGCUCGCGCGUAGAUCCCGUCUGCAUCGUCAUGGAGUACAUGAAGAACGGAGACCUCAACCAGUUCCUACAGCAGUACGAGUUGGAGGAAUCAUUCUCGAACUCCUCUGGCUCGCUCCCCUGGCUAAAUCAUCUCGCGCCGUCUGGAGAAGCAGGAAAACAGGAAAGCAUGGAUGCAGGAAAGCAGGAAGAGGUAGGGAAGCAGGGAUGCAGGAAAGCAGGAAAGCAGGAAAGCAGGAAAGCAGGAAAGCAGGAAAGCAGGGAAGCAGGGAAGCAGGGAUCCAGGAAAGCAGGAAAGCAGGGGGAAGCAGGAAGCCAACCAGCCACACAGUAG